Molecule: messenger RNA, 639 nt
Organism: Rosa rugosa (rugosa rose)
Lineage: Eukaryota; Viridiplantae; Streptophyta; Magnoliopsida; Rosales; Rosaceae
Product: subtilisin-like protease SBT2.5
Exons: 3
Coding region: 57-344 (95 amino acids)
Source: RefSeq, a predicted model, not a curated record
UCAUAACCUAGCCAUCCUCAAGCCAGAACAAACAGGCGAAGAAAUAGCUAGCCAGAAUGGAAAAUACAAAAAGCGAAUCAUACUUUGUUUUCAUGAAUUAUGAUCCUCAAUACGCUCGCCUUCGAUCUGAUCGAAAGAAAGGGACGUCAAAUGAGCUUGAUCUGUAUCUAAGCCGGAAGCAUGAUGAGCUAUUGGAAAGCACCCUUGAACCAGGAACUUACAGGAAGACAUUGUCUCUGGUUAUUGUUGAUGGCUUUGCUGUGGAAAUUACUGAGGACCAGGCAAGUAAGCUUAGAUCUGCAAAGGAAGUGAGAUUGGUGGAGAAAAAUCAAGAGAUUGCUUAACAAAGGGAAAGGCCAAGUUAAGUAGAGAUUAGUAGAGAUCCUUGUGAAUGUGAAAUGAUUCGUACGAGUUUAAAUGCUGGUAAUUUGUAUCAAGUAAGAUUUGUAUGAGAAGAGUUUAUUUAUGGGUUUGCUAUUAUAAUACCAUAUAAUAUUGUAGUCUAAAGAUGUUUAUGGGUUCACUCUCUCCUCUAUGUGUUAUGACGUAUGAGAGGUAGUAGUAUUCAUCCCGGAUUCUAACAAAGCAAUGAGUUUCCGAUCACCUAUACAUAUGAUAAUUUCUUCUUUCUCAUUGCUA